AGGGAUAUUAAAAGCAUUGAUGUGAUUGCAGGAAUUAAUCCCUCCUCCGUGUGCACUUUUCGCUCCACUAAAGUUCAAGUGGAACUUUAAAUGUCUAUCUCAUCUUCAUGUUUAAAAAUACACGAUAAUAAUUCAAGUAAGAGGUAGAUUAGGAGAAGGAAGUUAAAGAAUUAACUAAAAGGAAAAUACUCAGAUGAAGAGCUUUGUGGGAUGGUACCCUAUUUUUAUUAUGGUGGCAAUCGAUUUUGCUUUUGCCAUUAGUAACAUACUUCUCAAGAAGAUUAUACUGGAUGGCAUGAACCCUUUGGUCUUCAUAACUUAUCGGCAGGCCAUUUCAACCAUUUUUUUAGCCCCAGUUGCCUUCUUUCUGGAAAAGAACAACAGACCAAAACUCACUCCUCAAAUCUUGUGUAGCCUUUUUUUGAGUGCCAUUGUUGGGGCUUCUCUUACCCAAUACUUAUUCCUUCUUGGCAUGGAAUACACAUCUGCAACUUUCUCAUGUGCCUUUCUCAACAUGGUUCCCGUGAUCACAUUUCUUAUGGCAUUACCUUUUGGUUUAGAGACUAUCAACAUCAAACACGGAAGUGGAAUAGCCAAAGCAUUUGGAACACUAAUAUGCGUUGGAGGUGCCUUCAUACUGACUUUUUACAAAGGUAUCCCUUUGGUUCAUUUUUCAGACCAACAAGCUGUAUCUCCAUCCUCGGAAGGAGCCAUUAGUUCCUCGAAUAUAAAGGAAAGAUGGAUCCUUGGUUCUCUGGCCUUGUUUGCUGGGACGCUUUUGUGGUCAUCAUGGUUCCUUCUCCAAUCUUUUAUUGGAAAGAAAUAUCCAUGCAAGUACUCUAGCACUGUUACUAUGACCUUCUUUAGUGCCAUACAAUCAGCUGUCUUGACUUUUUCCAUUGACAGAAGACUAUCCAUUUGGAUUCCAAAGGAAAAGAUAGAUAUGCUGAGUAUCCUCUAUGCUGGAUUAAUAGGUUCAGGAAUGUGCUAUGUGGGAAUGUCAUGGUGUGUCAAGAAGAGGGGUCCAGUCUUCACUGCAGCAUUCAGUCCUCUUGUCCAAGUUAUGGCAGCCAUGUUCGACGUUCCCAUUCUGCACGAACAACUCCAUCUUGGGAGUGUAAUUGGAUCGGCUAUUGUAAUUGCUGGUUUAUACUUCCUGCUUUGGGGCAAGAACAGAGGCAUGCAAAAAGUUGUCCAUGAAACUGAAGAGAAAAAAGAGAAGGAGCUACCCAUCAAAGAUCUAGAAACCAAUUCUGAAUCCAGGAUCCCUUGAUAUUAACUUAAUCGAUCUAGAAGUAUUUCAAUAUGUGUUCCUCAUGAACUGAGGUUUCUUUGUUAACCUUUUGUAAUAAAAAACUACACCAUUACCGUUUAUUUUUGUUCUUAGAGGAAAGAGCUUAUCAAAACUGUCAAGUUUAAGAUGUGUACUCAAAUGGGCUGCAGAUAAGAUGUUUUGCAACCAAAGGAGACUAAUAUGAGAGUAGCAGCACAGCAGAAAGAUCUGAUAAGAUGUUAUGAUUAUUAAAAAUAAUACACAUGUAACAUUUCUUUCUGAUAUAUCAUGAUAAGCAUAUUGAUCCUCA
Capsicum annuum is the source of this 1583-nucleotide messenger RNA. RefSeq names its product WAT1-related protein At3g30340. The coding region runs from base 194 to 1273 and encodes 359 amino acids. Gene Ontology annotation, cellular component: plasma membrane. The transcript has 6 exons. The record is from RefSeq and is a predicted model, not a curated record. Gene Ontology annotation, molecular function: transmembrane transporter activity. Lineage: Eukaryota; Viridiplantae; Streptophyta; Magnoliopsida; Solanales; Solanaceae.